This is a messenger RNA of Cloeon dipterum, 6230 nucleotides long. It is a transcript of the gene garz, whose product is annotated as Sec7 domain-containing protein garz. Bases 158 to 5947 code for a protein of 1929 amino acids. The record is from RefSeq and is a predicted model, not a curated record. The transcript is spliced from 33 exons. Gene Ontology annotation, molecular function: guanyl-nucleotide exchange factor activity. Gene Ontology annotation, biological process: regulation of ARF protein signal transduction. NCBI's taxonomy places the organism in Eukaryota, Metazoa, Arthropoda, Insecta, Ephemeroptera, Baetidae.
UCGCCAAGCUGGAGCGAACGUCAAAAAGUGCCACGGAUUGUGUUUUGAUAAAGGUUUUCUCGUUGUUUCGGCCGCCGACUGCCAGAAAACGACGGACCUUUCUUGAAAUGAAGAGGCGUAUUUGAUCCUGAAUCGGCCGACACGCACUAAAGAAAAAAUGCCUCUGCCAGGAAACGGAAUCUACGUGGUCCAGGGGGAGAUCUCCACCCUGUUGACCGCGAUGCGUAGAGGGGUCAGAUGGUCCUCACACAGCUAUGUGGACGAAGAGCAAGAUGCUCUUAUGAGGAGUUUCACCGACCUGAAAGAUGUGCUAAACCAGAUAGGUGAUCUACGGGAACUGGACCCUAAUCACUUUUUGGGCCCUUUUCUGGAAGUGAUCAGAUCAGAAGAGACGACGGGACCCGUCACCAGCCUCGCGUUAUCAGCGGUCAAUAAAUUAUUGAGUUACGGACUGAUAGAUCCCAAGGGCCGCAGCAUUCCGGCGACUGUUGAAAAUAUUGCAGACGCAGUCACUCACGCAAGAUUUGUCGGCACAGAUCAAGCAAGUGAUGGGGUUGUCCUCAUGAAAAUUCUUCAAGUUCUCAGAACGCUCAUUUUGCAUCCUGGCGGCGUGAGCCUGACGAACGAGAGCGUCUGUGAAAUCAUGCUGAGUUGCUUUAGGAUAUGCUUUGAAACGAGAUUGAGUGAGCUGCUGAGAAAAUCGGCCGAGCAUUCUUUGAAGGACAUCGUGCAGCUUUUGUUCUCUCGGCUCCCAGAGUUUGCAGAUGAUCAUAGGACCUCAGGGAAGAAGCUGAAAAUGAGAGCGAACAGUAUGGAUGCAACCAAUCGCAAGCAGAAAAAGAGUAAAGUGAGCUUUCGUACAAAAUCAAAAGCAGCCAAAGGAAGCGAGGAGAGCGCUGCACACGAAAAGGAAGCUAGUCAUCCCGAGAAAAUGAGAGACGUUGAAAAAACGCCAGAGCCAGCGGCAGAGAGUCCGCAACCUGAAACCCUCGCUGUGUCCAAAAAACAGCAGCAUCUGUCCACGACCCCGCUCACUCCCGCAGGCAAUAUUGUGGACAUGCAGGGCGAAUUCCACCGCUCGCCCAGCAUCCCUGAGGAGGAUGCUUCUGCCGAGAGGGCUGCCUUGGAUUCGAGCGGAGACUCUGGGCCUGGAGAAACCGCUCAGGAUGACCUGAACCCAGACAGUGACAAGGCAGAAAAUGUCAUGCCCAGUCCAGAUGUCGACUGCGGACCCUGCGUUGUAAUCACGAUGGAGGAUGCGUUAGAGGAAGAUCCUACGGCUGCGGUCCAGAACAGUGCUGAAGGAAUCGCAGAAGCGUCAGCGGAAUCAGGCCUAGCAACGCCCGAUUCAAAUAGAGAAGAUUCAAAGCAAGAUGAGUUUAUUCCCGACAUUGAAACAGGCAGGCUUGAGGAGGAGCCAAAAGAGAACGAGAAAACGCUUCAGUCAGAUUCCAAGCUGCAGGACUAUGUCAAUGAACAAGGCGUCAUUUUCAUGGCCCAAGACAUUGGAACUGAAGUUGAUUCAGCACCUCUGAUUCCUUAUGGAAUCGCUUGCGUGAGGGAACUAUUCCGCUUCCUUGUUUCUCUCUGUAAUCCGCUCGACAAGCAGAACACGGAGGUCAUGAUCCACACUGGACUCACACUUUUGACAGUUGCGUGUGAAAUCGGGGCCGAUCACAUCAGCCGCUACAGCUCGCUGCUCAACCUGAUCAAGGAUGAUUUGUGCAGAAACCUCUUCUCCUUGUUGAGUUCAGAGCGUCUCUCCAUUUUCGCCACCACUCUUCAGGUGUCUUUCCUCAUGUUUGAGUCGAUGCGAACUCAUCUCAAGUUCCAAUUGGAGCUCUACCUGAACAGAUUGAUGGACAUCAUCGUGUCUGACUCACCAAAAACUCUAUACGAACAGAAGGAGAUGGCUCUGGAAUCUGUCGUUCAACUGUGGAGAAUUCCUGGUUUAGUGACGGAACUGUAUUUGAACUACGACUGUGAUUUGUACUCCCCAAAUUUGUUUGAAGACCUCACCAAACUCCUUUCUAAAAAUGCGUUCCCUGUAGCUGGUUUGUAUAACACGCACCUUCUUUCCCUUGAUGCUUUGCUUACAAUUAUCGACGCGAUUGAAUGCCACUGCCACAACAGAAUUUUAAAUCAGAGGCAAGAAGUUAAAGGUGAUACUGAUUCGCCACUAGCAGAUGAUUCUUUAAAAGCUCUUGUUGAGCAGAGUCCAGCUUUUGUCUUCCGAAAUGGCCGACAAAAGGUGUCAAAAAAUAUUCCCAGCCAUGAGCAACUGAUGGCCAUAAAGUGCAAAAAGAAGCUUCUUGCCACGGGCACUGAGCAUUUCAAUGCCAAAGCAACCAAGGGCAUUUCUUUUCUUGAAGAAAACCACUUGCUCUCCAAUGCUCUGGAUCCCAACGACAUUGUGGUUUUCCUGAAAGAAAAUCCAAAGUUGGACAAGAAAAUGAUAGGAGAGUACAUAAGCAAUAGGAAAAACCUUAAAGUGUUGGAAGCAUUUGUGAAAUCGUUCGAUUUUGUCGAAUUGCGGAUUGAUGAAGCAUUGAGGCUUUAUCUUGAGACAUUCCGAUUGCCAGGCGAGGCUCCCUUGAUAUCCUUAGUCUUAGAGCAGUUUGCAGACCAUUGGCAUAAAUGCAACAACGAGCCUUUCGCCAAUGCGGACGCUGCGUUCACCCUGGCCUAUGCUGUGAUCAUGCUGAACGUUGACCAGCACAAUUACAACGUGAAGAGACAGAGUAUUCCCAUGACUCUGGAGCAGUUCAAGCGGAAUUUGAAGGGGGUCAAUGGCUCGCUGGACUUUGACGAAGAAAUGCUGGAUGACAUUUACGAGUCGAUAAAGAAAGAGGAAAUCGUAAUGCCUGCCGAACAAACUGGCCUUGUGCGAGAAAACUACUUGUGGAAAGUUUUGCUGCGUCGCGGUGCCAGCAAGGAGGGCGUCUACAUCCACGCCCCGAACGGUCUUUUUGACCACGACCUGUUCUCUCUCAUCUGGGGUCCGACGGUGGCCGCGCUGAGCUUUGUUUUUGACAAAAGCAACGACGCCACCAUCUACCAAAAGUCCAUCUCGGGCUUCAGGAAGUGCGCCAUGAUUUCAGCACACUACGGCAUGAGCAACGACUUUGACAACUUGAUCAUCUCGCUAUGCAAGUUCACCACUUUGCUGAACACCUCUGAGACACCAGACAACCUGACAAUCUCCUUCGGAAGCAACACCAAGGCCAUGUUGGCUGCCAAGACGGUUUUUAACCUAGCGCAUCGACAUGGAGACAUCCUGCGAGAGGGAUGGAAAAACGUCCUCGACUGCCUUAUUCAGCUCUACAGGUGCAAGUUGCUGCCGAAAGCGUUGGUGGAAGCUGAGGAUUUCAUCGAUCAGUCCGGCAAGAUCUCGCUAAUCAGAGAAGAGCUUCCUCUUCAGAAAACCGAAACGGGUCUUCUGAGUUCCCUCUACUCCUACCUCUCUUCAGAACCUGCGAAUUACAAGGGUCCGUCUCCUGAAGACCAGGAGUACAUAAAACAGGCUCAGCACUGCGUGCGAGAGUGCCACUUGGAGCACCUGGUGACCGAGUCCAAAUUCCUGCGUCUUGAUUCCCUCCAGGAAAUGGUCAAGGCUUUCAUCAUCGCCUGCCACGGCCCUGACGGGCAUGUGACGUUGGAAAGUUCAUUUGACGAGGACGCAGCCGUCUUUUUCUUGGAGAUGCUGAUAAAAAUCGUCAUCCAAAAUCGGGAUCGGGUCAGUACGAUUUGGUCAGCAAUCAGGGACCACAUCUACAGUCUAAUCAUGGGAGCUUCAGCCUGUGACCAUCACUUCCUGAUGGAACGUUCGAUUGUUGGACUCUUGAGGCUUGCUAUCCGUCUCAUGCGAAGGGAGGACAUGAGCCCAGUGGUAUUGCAGUCGCUGCGAAUGCUUUUGUUAUUGAAGUCGCACACUCUGUACAGAGUGUCGCGUCAAAUCAGCUUUGGCCUCUAUGAGUUGUUGAAGACGAGUGCUUCAAACAUACACACCGAAGCAGACUGGGCUAUCAUUUUCAACCUUCUGGAGUGCGUCGGAGCUGGUGGACAUCCGCCCAAGAUCGUCGGCGACAGCAGUCAGCCCUCCAGUGAUCAAGGUGGUGCCAAGUCUGACGGCGAGAUCCAACCUAUCAACACGUCGGAAACCAGCGGAAUCGAACGAGGCUACACCUCUGACUCUGAGCUUCAGUAUGGAGAAAGUCUUAAAUCCAAGCAAACGCCUCCCAGGCCUCUGAGUCCCGGAGAAACGGCUCCAAGCGGUUGCAGUAGCCCUGGCGGAUGGAUUCUGGUUGGAAAAGAAGGUGAUAUCCAACCCGUGCAGGUGAAGCCUUUCCCUGUGAACCAGUGCAGUAUUGUCCACGAAAGGGAGUUGCUGGCGCACGAUUCGCACGCUCUAGUCAAGUGCGUGGAGAGUCUGGCCUUCUUGGUCCGAGACGUCGCCCACAUCACGCCGUACAACUUUGAGAACUGCGUUAGAUGCAUUAGGACGUUUGUUGAGGCCAGCAUCUUGAGCAACGACAAAAAAGUUGCAGGGAGGCUCGGCAGCGUCGGGAGGGACCCUAAGCUGAAGAAAAAGUCCGCCUCCAAGAAAAGGCUGGAGUCGCAUCGCAGCAGGGAAAGAGCCUCCAACCCAUAUGAUGCGGAUGAGAGCGACCCUGAGGACAUCCCAAGCAGCUACCAACAAGUUUCGAUACAGCUGCUGGACUUGAUGCACACACUGCACAUCCGCACAGCUCAGAUUUACAAAUCGUGGUCUGCAGAACAUGGGGACAUCUCUUGCAAUUCGCUCUGGUCAAUAGGGUGGUGCCCUCUGCUGCAGGGAAUAGCAAGGCUAUGCUGUGAUAACCGCAAGCAGGUGCGGACAAGCGCGAUUACUUAUCUGCAGAGAGCACUCCUGGUACCUGACCUGCAGACGUUGUCGGCUGCUGAAUGGGAAUCGUGUUUCAACAAGGUCCUCUUCCCCCUGCUUGCUAAGUUGUUGGAACCUGCUACCAACAGCGAGGUUGAUGAUCCAGCAGGAAUCGAAGAGACAAGAAUGAGAGGAGCCACGGUGUUAUCAAAGGUUUUCCUGCACCAUUUGACUCCCUUGCUAUCACUGCCGACGUUUACAGGCUUGUGGCUGACGAUUCUCGAUUUCAUGGACAAGUACAUGCACGCAGACAAGUCGGACCUUCUGAGUGAAGCUAUAACUGAGCUCUUAAAGAACAUGCUCCUUGUGAUGGACUCGGCGAAGGUGUUCAACAGUGACGAUGGCUACUCUCAGUUGUGGACCGUCACCUGGGAGAAAAUCAACACAUUCCUGCCGCACCUGCGAGAAGACUUGUUCAAGUCGCACCCGUCGGUGGAGGAGCAGAACCGCGGCCCGUCGCCGACCAUGCAGAGCCCGCUGCCUGGCGAAGUCUCUCCCCCGCCAGCCAGUCCUCCGCCGCCGCCGCAAAGCGCAUCGCCACAGGCAGACGCAGCAGCCCGGCCUUCCAGCAUCAUUUUGCAGCCGCCGAUGCAGACGAUUUCAACUCCGAUUUUCAGUCCAACCACGCAGCCUGUGCAACUCAAUGCAGUUGCAAGUGCACCGCCAGCUUUGCAGCAGAGCCCCGAAUCCCCAGACCCUGCGGCAUUCCCCUUGUUUCCCUCUACCUACCCGCUCACAACCCCGUACUUCAUGCAGGCUGGCGUCUCGAACGCAGUCUACCCGCAGCACCAGUACCUAGGCCCCAGUGGCUUUUAUGACCAUUUUCAACAGUCGCAGCAGUACGUGCCAGUAAAUCUUCCUGUGGCGUCAUCGCCAAUCCAACCCGCGCUGAACGCGCCCAACAACGUGGCCGUGUCAACGCCGAGCGUGGGCUUGCUGCUCGACCCCAACCUGAUGAAGGGCACCAGUUUGCCUGCCCUACAGAUCGUGUCUCCGCCUGCCCCACAAAGAGAGGCAAACUAAUUUCGAGAUGACACGGAAUAAUGGACACAACUUCUAGAGUUAGCCGUACCAGUGAUAAUUUGAUGUUAUACAUAUAUAUUCAGCUGUUAUACAUAACCCUAAUUUACACUUUGUAAGAGUUGAAAGUCCCGCACUGUGAAGCACUUCUUGUUUUCUACAAUUAAAGAGACAAAUAACCGCAAUUUAAUUGUAAAAAAUGUGAAACGGGAUCAUUGUUAACAUGUUAUGUGGUUAUGAAUUUUUUUAAAUAAUUGUCGGUAUUAAAAUUUUCAAACUCAAUAAA